Messenger RNA from Fomitopsis serialis, 885 nucleotides. RefSeq lists its product as uncharacterized. NCBI's taxonomy places the organism in Eukaryota, Fungi, Basidiomycota, Agaricomycetes, Polyporales, Fomitopsidaceae. Bases 185 to 634 code for a protein of 149 amino acids. The transcript has 3 exons. The record is from RefSeq and is a predicted model, not a curated record.
UGGCUCUGUCGUGCGCUACGUCCAGCUUCCUGCGGAGCAUGUCGACACGCAGUUAUUGGAGGACGCGACGAGGCGUGAGGCCGCGGCUCAAGGGAAACGAUGAUGUGUCUUCUUGUCUGGAUUCUGCGUACACGCCGUUGUCCUACUCUGCGCGCGACGCGCAUUGUCGUCACAAUGGCGCCCGAUGCUAUGUCCAGCGGCGUCUCGCUCCGGUUGUUCCCUUACGAUCAAGUUCUUCCCUGUUGUCUUGCUGCCAAUCUCGAUGUAUUGUGUAUCUCUCGCCUUGUGGGGUUCAUCUCUGUGCAUGCGCUUGGUGAACGAGUAUACAGCUGAUCGCCGUCGUCCGUGGCGAGAUCCAGAGCCAUGUUUCUCUUCGCGCCACAAUCAACCGCAAGUAUUUAGAAUCCUUCGCUGCAUUGUCAGGCUAAUCCCCAGUUGCAGGAAUGAGCACGCCGACACUAUGUCUUGCACCCUACGUUCGUUGCGUGCACCCUCAGGAUCCUACUGGCACGGUGUCAACGCAACGAACCAUUUGAUAGAUCAUUCGUUUCACAGGCGUAUUCAGGUGUCCUCCUGCUUCACUGGACCAUACUGGGAGCAUGGACACCCUCACAGGGCUCUCAUGCAUAUGUAGCCUCGAACCGGACUCGAGGGAAUCCAUGUCAGGCCUGUCAGGCUUUCUUCACAUCGUGUAGCCCACAUCUAGCUGUUAUGGAUAGAGUGGUCUUGAUGUUGGAGAGAUACGCCCUAUGCGCGAGGGUCUACAAAACACUGAGUGUUCCUGAAGUCUCCAUCGAGUCUACCCCCAUUUCGAAUGACAGCUAUUUCCGUGGAUUCCGUGAUCAUGAAUACGAUCGAUGGCAGCUCGCCAUCGUACGCAGCAAG